AUGGCGAAAGAAGAUAAUAAACAAACCAGUAAACGUUUUGAUAGUGGGACAUCUGGUGUUCCAUCUAGUUCUUCCAAUCGACAACAACGCAUCACAUCUUUGGACAGCAAUGCCUCUCGUUUUGGAUCUUCACAUACUCUUGUUAUAUCUGCUCGAGAUAAAGCUAUUGGUUUGGCUAACAGUGCACGCGAUUGGCUCCAACCUGACUGGUCAACCCCUAUGGCUCAUUUUGAAUCCUUGACAACUGUUAUGUUUAGUCCUUUGGCUGCUCAUCCGGUUUAUCGUAGCGAAUCUAUGGUCAAGGCAAUGCAAGUAGCUCAACAACAGCAACGUCAUCGUGCUUCAUCUUCUUCUACAGCAACUUCACCAACCUCUCCAAAUACAGCAAGGUCGGAGCUUGUCUUACAUUCUUCUUCUACUACAUACCCAUGGCCAUCAAGUUCGGUGUUACUCAAGGCAGACAUUCCAGAAUCUACUUGUUCAUUAUCACUUUUUCAAGGAUUUGCCACUACAUAUCCUUCUUUAGCUUCCUCCAAGUCUUCAUCCUCUUCUCCCAAAAAGUCAAGAAAUAGACGCAAGAAACAAUCCAUUCCAUUAGAUGCUAACGAUUUGGCAGAAAAACCUGGAUCAUUAAAAAAGAUUUAUGCUGAACGAGAAAGGAAAAUCCGUGAAAGUGAUAAACUGGAAAUGCAAAUGACAUCUACUAGCAACGAAAUACGCCAAAUUGAUAUGCAAAUCGAUGAAUUGAUCAAUAAAAGAAAGGCAUUGGAAGCAAAAUGGGCUAAACUGGAAACAAAGGAACAAGAAACUCAACUGAAAAUUGAAGACUUGACGGAAAAGAUUUUGGAUGAAUCGGAAGAUGCUCAAUCUGUUGAUGGAACAACAAAACGUCUUCGACAAUAUCAAUUAGAGGAAGAAUCGGAUGAGGAAUAUGACUUUGGGGAAUGUAUUAUGUCACUUCGAGGUCAUGAUGGCGGUAUCCUUUGUGUAGAUUUCAAUCGUCCAAAAGGAUUACUUGUAUCAUCUUCUCUUGACGACACUAUACGGGUUUGGGAUUUACGAAAUGGACGCAGUUGUGGACGAUUGGAAGGUCAUACAAAUUUAGUUCGUUGUUUACAACUGGAUGAUAUGCGAUUACUGACAGGCUCCGAUGAUGGUUCAAUCAAGCAAUGGGAUUUAUCUGAAAUAUCUUCCGCUCCAACACCAGCUUCAAGAGAUUCCUUCUCUGAAUUUUCUAGUGCUCAAGCAUCACCGUCCUUGUCUCCUGUGGUAUCUGAUGAUGUAUCUUCAUUGAAUGAUUAUUGUGUAGCAUCUUUUGAUGGUCAUCAAGGAGAAGUGACAGCUAUGCAUGCUGAUCAGGUUCAUUUGGUAUCAGGAUCAAAUGACAAGACAAUGAAAUUAUGGGAUUUAGAAACUCAAAAUUGUGUAUUAACAAUGGAUGUCAUGUGGGCAAGUCAACAUUCUAGAAGUACGCAUUCUUCUUGGUCUUUGGAUAGUUUGAAAGUGAAUUUUUACGAACCAGCAAAUGAUUAUAUUGGUGCUCUUCAAUUUUGGAAUUUUGCUCUUGCAAGUGGAACUACAGAUGGCAAGAUUCGAAUGUGGGAUCUACGAACUGGUCAACCUCAUAGAACUUUACCUGGACACAAAGGUAUUACUCUUUCUGGUGCUAUUACUGCAUUACAAUUUGAUGAAGUUCACCUUGUUAGUGGAAGUGUGGAUAAAACAAUUCGUGUAUGGGAUUUGCGUACUGGAUCUGUUUUUGAUACCUUGACUUUCAAUGGACCCGUAUCAAGCUUACGAUUUGAUUCUGGCAAGGUGAUCAGCACUACAGACAGUAAUGAUAUAGAUGUAUAUAAUCGAACUUCCUUCCAACAUACCAAAUUACAUGGUCAUAUUGAUUCUGUUAACACGUUACAACAUAAGAACAAUAUAUUGGCUAGUGGAGGAAAAGACAAGGUGGUGAAACUAUGGUCAAUGUAG
Messenger RNA from Halteromyces radiatus, 1980 nucleotides. Its product is annotated as WD40-repeat-containing domain protein. The record is from RefSeq and is a predicted model, not a curated record. The coding region runs from base 1 to 1980 and encodes 659 amino acids. Gene Ontology annotation, molecular function: protein binding. Lineage: Eukaryota; Fungi; Mucoromycota; Mucoromycetes; Mucorales; Cunninghamellaceae. The transcript has 10 exons.